Messenger RNA from Staurois parvus, 299 nucleotides. NCBI's taxonomy places the organism in Eukaryota, Metazoa, Chordata, Amphibia, Anura, Ranidae. The record is from the annotation of a GenBank genome assembly.
UGUUUGAUCCUUUCUUCACUGCCCCCCCUCUUGUUCAAAUGUCUACGUUUUAUCUCCUGAUAAGACAGACUGAACCCAUAGCCCUUCUGCACAUGCUCAGUUUAAUGUUUUUUUUUCUUGGCAGAGUGCAUGUGAUCAGCACAGGGCCAAUCGGCACUCUCCAGACAGAGGUCAGGGGUUCUACAUCCUCCUAUAGCAGAAAUAACUCCGCCUACAAGCUUUAACCAGUGCUCAGCUGAAGUCACACGACUGCUCUAACUGCUGAGGGGAAAAGGUAUUUAGCAGUUUAUAUUUACUAA